UAUCAACAUGUCAAUACAUUAAAAUGGUGCUACUGGCUCCGUGAAGUCUUCUCGAUAUAACACACUAGCCAAUUACACUCCGAGUAUUUUUAACGAGUUCAUGUGGACGUGGUAGUCAACUGAGACCUGCAGUGAAGUCGCGUCCAAACAGGAAAUGGAUUUCCAGGAGCUGUUAGUCCAUGUGGACCAGGCCCUGAGUAAGGACGACGUAAAAGCUUUACUAUUUCUUUGCACUGAUAUCGUGGUCCGGGACCUCAGCUCUCUGGGGUCAGCCAAAGAACUGUUCGCUCUUCUGCAGGACCAAGACCUGCUUUCUGCUGAGCGGCCAUUUCUGCUCACAGAGCUUCUAACCAUCAUCCACCGCACCCGCUUGGUCCGACAGCUGGGUCUCAGUGGAUCUACAACCAGUAUUUCUCCCUAUAGGAUGCUGCUAUAUGAACUUUCUGAGGGUAUCACUGAAGAGGACUUGAAAAAGAUAAAGUUCUUGCUGAGGGAAAAGCUGCCACGCAAAAAGCUGGAGAAAACAACAACCCUGGAAGUCUUCUUGGAGAUGGAGCACAAGGAUCUCCUAAAUGAAACUAAGUUAAACCUUCUGGAGGAGAUAAUGAAACCAGUCUGUCCUAUGCUACAAAACAAGAUCAAGCACUUUACAGAACAGAAUGAAACUAACAGAGGCCCUGUGACCCAAGAGACCGGGACAGGGCGAUCACAGUCCACGUCUGAUCUGUCUGUGUCAAACCAGAUGCCUUUGCCCAAGGUUUCUGAAAGGCGUUCCUCUUGUGAAAUAUCAAUCAAUUUUGGUGAACAUCUUCGACCUUGCCACUGCUCUGAGGGACCACAGCCAUUGGCUCAGUUGUCUUCCCUGAGUCCUUCCAAUACCUCUCUGGAUAUCCCAAGGGUCCCAGAUACUACAGAUGAGGCCCAGUCAGCUGCACUCAGUCUCCUAACCAUCAAAAAAGGCAACUCAGCUGCUUCCAAAGAGAAAAGUGGCGUGGAGAACUCUGGCCCGGGCCAUUGUCCAACAGCUGCAGAGACAAAUAAGGAGGUUGUGGGAAAAUAUCCUAUGGUAGGAGUAAAGAGAGGUUUCUGCUUGAUAGUAAAUAAUUAUGACUUCAGCAACUCCAUUAAGCAACUCAACAAUCGGGAGGGGACUGAUAUCGAUCAAAGAUGUCUGGAGAAAGUGUUUAAGUGGCUGGGCUUCGAGGUGGAGACAGAGAAAAACUGUGCAAGGGAUAAGAUGCUGUCUGUGGUGCAGAAGCUCCGCACCAUGGACCACAGUCAGAUGGAUUGUUUUGUUUGCUGCAUUCUCAGCCACGGCCAGGAUAGAGGUGUGUUCGGGGUGGACGGCCAAGAAGUCCAGCUCAAGGAGCUCACUGAGCCAUUCAGCGCACUUCAGUGCCCCUCCUUGAGAGAAAAACCCAAGCUGUUUUUCAUCCAGGCCUGUCAGGGCACCUAUGAGCAACAGGCGGUCUGCAUCCAGUCUGAUGGUCCUGUUUGUAGCGAUGCUCAGGUGCCUAAAAACUCCAUUCCAGCUGAUGCAGAUAUCUUAAUGAGCAUGGCCACGGUUCCUCACUAUGUCUCUUAUAGAGACAAGAAGCAAGGCUCUUGGUUCAUCCAGUUGUUGUGCCAAAACCUGGUCCAGAUGGUGCCCAGUGGCUAUCAUCUCAUGGAUAUCCUGACUAAAGUGAAUGCAGACGUCAGCCAGAAGACUGAUUCUUAUGGUGAAAAGAAGCAGAUGCCCCAGCCAGCGUUCUCUCUCAGGAAGAAAGUGGUGUUUCCCAUCCCCAGAGAGCGUCCUCCCAGCCUGCCCUGAGAAAUCUGCUGCUGCCUCUCUCUCAAACACUCUGCCUCUGCACACUGUUUGAGAAACACACUGUUUACAUUUUUAAAUUAUCUGGACACUUUGGGGGAAUAGGUACAUAUACAUGAACAUUUUAUAGAAUAAAAAACAAACAAACAAACAAACAAACAAAUGUACAGUAUUUUUGAUGAAUUAUAUAACUCUAAUCAUUUCCAUUGAUCAAGGAUUUCAUGUGGGAUUCUCUGUUUUUGUUGUUGUUGUUCUAUUAUAUAAAAAUUCAAAGGCAGCAUAUUCUGUCAAGUAUGAUCGCCAUUACCAGGUUUUCCUCAUUCACAUUACCAUGCUCACUACUAUAAAAUGGCUGCUGUUCUUGAUUUUUGACACUGUAACAGAAAUCCAAAAGGCAUUUAAAACAGCUGAAAUACACCAUAAUCUUGCAUGACUCAAAAUACAAAUUUUCAAAUAAAAGAUGUUUCCACCUGGUCACCCUAAUUUCAUUACAGUAAUUUAUUUUAAAAUGUCAAUUUAAAGACAUUUAGUAGAUA
Myripristis murdjan (pinecone soldierfish) is the source of this 2346-nucleotide messenger RNA. RefSeq names its product caspase 10, apoptosis-related cysteine peptidase (gene casp10). The record is from RefSeq and is a predicted model, not a curated record. Lineage: Eukaryota; Metazoa; Chordata; Actinopteri; Holocentriformes; Holocentridae. Bases 155 to 1813 code for a protein of 552 amino acids. The transcript is spliced from 13 exons. Gene Ontology annotation, biological process: proteolysis; regulation of apoptotic process. Gene Ontology annotation, molecular function: protein binding; cysteine-type endopeptidase activity.